Messenger RNA from Lactuca saligna, 612 nucleotides. Lineage: Eukaryota; Viridiplantae; Streptophyta; Magnoliopsida; Asterales; Asteraceae. The record is from the annotation of a GenBank genome assembly.
AUGUCCGCCACCCCCGUUGUCUCCCCGCUUCUACCUUCUGUCAAUACGAAAAUUGAAGACUCGAUUGGUGAAGAGAAACCUAAAUCCUAUUUUGGAACAAUAUUGUUGAUACAAGAAGUAUACGAUAGGGAUCUAUUUUCAACCGAUGAUAGAAUUGGGGAUGCAGAAUUCGACUUCACUCCAUUCUUGGAAGCUAUGAGGAUGCGUUUGAAUUCUGAUAUCUUAAACAACACGAUCAUCACAACUGUGAAACCAAAGAGGACCAAUUGCUUGGCUGAAGAAAGCUACAUAACAUGGACAAAUGGAAGAGUUGUCCAAAACAUGUCAAAUUUGGUGUAUUCAAUAUCUAUUGUCACCAUCGUUCCAAUCAACAUCAUCUUUUGCUGGAAGUCAAUACAGAAGCUAUCCUCAACAAUCUUAUUCAUAGCUGCCACAAACAUUCAUAAUUAUCCUGUUCCGGAGGCUUAUCCUACUUAUCCUCAGCAUUAUCAUGCACCUGCAGCUCCCCCUGCACCUGCACCAUUACCUAUGGUCAACCCCAUAAACCAUAGAAGAAGCUUGACCGGAUGUAUUCAAGGUUUGCAGAUAAUUACACUUCAUUGGAACAGCUAG